AUGUCGAAUUUGUUCGUUGGCGCCGGCUCUGUAGUAGCUUCAGUUGGUAUACUGACAGCGUUGGUUUUUGUUGGAGGACUCAUGAAAGAUAUUGAUCGUCUGAAUGAUGAUAUUGUUGAACAGAUGCUUCAAUUCAGAGUUAUUACUGAUGACACCUGGAGCAGCAUUGUUCAUUUGCACAAAGACCCUCUGUCAAUGACUUCACUGAAGCAACCUUCCGUAACUACUUUGUUCGGAAUCCGUCAGAAGCGUUCUUCCAGUAAAUGUCACUGUGCUCCUCAAGCUACCCGUUGUCCAGCAGGACCACCAGGACCACCAGGUCCAUCUGGAGUUCCUGGCCAUGAUGGUGAAAACGGAAAAGAUGGUGAUAACGGUGCUCCAGGAGUGUUAGCCGAUAUUGAAGAAUUAAAGGGAGGUUGCAUCCAGUGUCCUAGAGGACCAGAAGGAUUCCCCGGACAACAAGGACCACCAGGACCACCAGGUCGUGAUGGAAACCCAGGAAGCCGUGGUGCCCCAGGAUCUCCAGGAGUCGUUGGACCAACUGGGCAAGCUGGAGACUUGGGACCUAUCGGAGCCCUCGGAAAGCAAGGAGCUAGAGGAGAUGCAGGAGAGCCAGGAACUAAAUAUCUCCCUGGACACAAUGGACGUCAAGGUGAACUUGGACCAAGAGGACCUGUUGGAGAGCCUGGAAAUGAUGGUCGUCCAGCUUCAGAUGGUGGAGCCGGACAACCAGGUUCUCAUGGAAAGCCAGGAACUCCAGGAAAGUGCGGCAAAGACGGUAUUCCUGGAGAACCAGGACGUGACGGAAGACAAGGAGCUGAUGCUGGAUAUUGUCCAUGCCCUCCAAAGCAGAAGAAGCACUAA
This is a messenger RNA of Auanema sp. JU1783, 864 nucleotides long. The record is from the annotation of a GenBank genome assembly. NCBI's taxonomy places the organism in Eukaryota, Metazoa, Nematoda, Chromadorea, Rhabditida, Rhabditidae.